GAAUUUUUCAAUAGUCCGGAAGAUCGUGCAGAGAAGGAAAUGUAAAACGUUUCUGCAAUAAGAGUUUUUAUCCAUCAAUAUAUUAUGUUGGCAUCAUUAACUGUACUUAGCAUAAUGGCAGGGAACUGGGAGGGGAACUACGCAGAGGAAUUUAAAAUAUUAUAGUACUGCGGUGCCUGUAAGAGAAAAGAAUUCAGCUCCUCAAACAGUUCCGUUCGGUCUGCUGUAUGAGGAAAUUCGCUUGAUGGAUCAAGUAGUUACAAGUAAAUCGUUGUAAAGAAAAAAAAUGGACGAGAUUAUAGAUCCCAUAAAAAGGACAGACGUUCUGCCAAUAUCUUUUCUUUACCUCAAACUCGUCGGUGCCUGGAAGCCUUUAGACUUGCCAAAAUGCUUACGACUGAUUUACGACCUUUUUACGAUAUUCAUGGUUAUUUUUAUAUGCAAACUGCUCAUCAUUUCCGAUAUCUUGUGCGUUGUCUUUGCCGAAGAAAAUCGGUUUGCAGUGUUUAAGGGGAUCGUACACGUAACGAUUACACACUUGAGUGGCUGGAUCAAAAUGUUGCACGUAUUGAGUAGACGUCGAAGCAUCAUGCUUUUGGUGAACGGUUGCGUUGCUAAGCAAUGGAAUCCACCGAGAGAUAGACACGAAGCCUCGAUUCUUACUUCGUUCGACAAUUCGUCAAGGAGAACGACUAUAGCGUAUACGAUACAGGUCAGCGCAGCUGUGUCGAUGCUCGUGUUGAGCCCGGUAUUCUCUUCGACGUGGUUUUUGCCAAUAGACAACUGGUACCCUUGUAACAUUAGUUCACCAAUUUGCUUCUGGCCAUCUUACGUGCAUCAGUCGAUGGGGAUCGUAGCUAUAGCAGUAGCUCAUGUGGCGACAGAUACUCUCAUCGUUGGCUUCAUGAUUCAAAUUUGUACACAAUUAAAUAUACUAAAUCAUCGACUGCUUUCGAUUCAUAUCAAGCUUGAGGAUACAGCGCGUCGACAGAAAAACCAAGAGCAGAUUUCAGCUGUUGAGACGCUCCUCGUUAACGAAUGCAUCAGUCAUUACAUCGAUAUACUGAAAUUCGCUGACUUGCUGAGCAAGACGUUUGUCGAAGUGGUUUUUAUUCAAUUUUGCGUAGGCUUCUCGGUGAUUUGUUCGAUCGUUUACUUACUCGCCAUAUUAAGCAUUUUAAGUUUCGAUUUUUUUGGAACGUUGUUUUAUCUUGGAGGUAUGUUGAGUCAGAUGUUUAUAUACUGCUGGUAUGGGAAUGAGGUGGUCUUAAAUAGCACGAAGCUAUUUCACACGAUCUAUAACAUGAAUUGGGUUGCAUUUCAAAUCAAAACCCAAAAAAAAUUGUUAUUAAUGAUGCUUGUUGCGUUAUCGCCUAUUCAAUUAUUUGAAGGUGCUAUUAUUAAAGUGAAUCUGGAUGCUUUUAUUAACGUCCUCAAGUUUUCUUAUUCUGCAUUCAACAUUCUGCAAAAAUCUUCUUGAGCGAUUCACAUUUAGUGGUCAAAGAAUGUAAUAAAAACAGUUAUUGAUACAUUUGUACAUAAUUGUUCUUGGUAAAAUAAGAAAUAAGUGUAACAGUGCAAA
Messenger RNA from Nasonia vitripennis (jewel wasp), 1582 nucleotides. RefSeq names its product odorant receptor 111 (gene Or111). Gene Ontology annotation, molecular function: odorant binding; olfactory receptor activity. Gene Ontology annotation, biological process: sensory perception of smell; detection of chemical stimulus involved in sensory perception of smell. Gene Ontology annotation, cellular component: plasma membrane. The transcript is spliced from 6 exons. Lineage: Eukaryota; Metazoa; Arthropoda; Insecta; Hymenoptera; Pteromalidae. The coding region runs from base 287 to 1480 and encodes 397 amino acids. The record is from RefSeq and is a predicted model, not a curated record.